Messenger RNA from Cotesia glomerata, 303 nucleotides. RefSeq lists its product as uncharacterized. The record is from RefSeq and is a predicted model, not a curated record. Lineage: Eukaryota; Metazoa; Arthropoda; Insecta; Hymenoptera; Braconidae.
AGUUCCAAAAGCUGACGACGGAACUGCUCUUAAACAAGCUUCUGCUGUUAUUGACACUUUGAAUCAGUGGGAAGUUGCUCCAUAUGUAAAAGCAAUGUGUUUUGAUACGCCACCUGUAAAUACUGGUAUGAUUCAUUGAAUUUUUAUAAAGUUUGUAUGAUUGAUUUUAUCUUGGUAUCUUUUUGUGAUUUAGGUAUUUACAAAGGAACUUGUGUUUUAAUCGAAAAAGAACUUGGCAGAAAAUUAGUAUGGCUUCCAUGUCGCCAUCACAUAAUGGAGAUUAUUUUGAGAGGAGUUUUUGAA